Messenger RNA from Ophidiomyces ophidiicola, 432 nucleotides. It is a transcript of the gene RPS16, whose product is annotated as 40S ribosomal protein S16. Lineage: Eukaryota; Fungi; Ascomycota; Eurotiomycetes; Onygenales; Onygenaceae. The record is from RefSeq and is a predicted model, not a curated record. The transcript has 4 exons. Gene Ontology annotation, cellular component: cytosolic small ribosomal subunit; ribosome. Gene Ontology annotation, biological process: maturation of SSU-rRNA from tricistronic rRNA transcript (SSU-rRNA, 5.8S rRNA, LSU-rRNA); translation. Gene Ontology annotation, molecular function: RNA binding; structural constituent of ribosome. Bases 1 to 432 code for a protein of 143 amino acids.
AUGGCUGCUGCUCCAAGCGUGCAAUGCUUCGGCAAGAAGAAGACAGCUACCGCUGUCGCUCACUGCAAGCAAGGCAAAGGUCUCAUUAAGGUCAACGGACAGCCAAUCUCUCUGGUCCAGCCUGAAAUUCUCAGAUUCAAGGUUUACGAACCCCUCCUCAUCGUUGGCCUUGACAAGUUCGCCAACGUCGAUAUCCGAGUCCGUGUUACCGGUGGUGGCCAUACCUCCCAGAUCUAUGCCAUUAGACAAGCCAUCGCAAAAUCCUUAGUCGCCUACUACCAAAAAUUCGUUGAUGAGCACUCCAAGAACCAGCUCAAGCAAGCCUUCGUGCAAUUUGACCGAACUCUCCUCGUUGCCGAUAACAGACGGGCGGAGCCCAAGAAAUUCGGUGGUCCAGGUGCUCGCGCUCGUUUCCAGAAAUCCUACCGUUAA